This is a messenger RNA of Pelobates fuscus (common spadefoot toad), 1596 nucleotides long. RefSeq lists its product as uncharacterized. Lineage: Eukaryota; Metazoa; Chordata; Amphibia; Anura; Pelobatidae. The coding region runs from base 55 to 1419 and encodes 454 amino acids. The record is from RefSeq and is a predicted model, not a curated record. The transcript is spliced from 5 exons.
CUCAGUGAGUUACAUUGUAUACGGAGCCAACGCCGGGUACAGAUCUGUCCUAGGAUGGCAGUGCCAGCUUCUCUGUUAGUCUUAUUUCUGCUAUCCGGACUAGGCACAGGAGGCACAGAGCGAUAUGAGAUAUAUGGAGAGACGGGGUCAUCUGUGCAGAUCCCAGGCAUGAAAAUCCGAGACAACGAUUACCAUGAGCUGAAAAAAUCUGAUGGGAAAACUGGGUUUGUGGCAAUUUACCAUGGAUCGACACAGCUUCACCAGGAUUAUGAAAACCGUGGCCUCCUGAAAAGUGGUUUCUUUUUGCUUAAAAAGCUGAUGAAGGAGGAUAGCGGGGUCUAUUCGUACUAUGUAAAUAACAAAAUCCAAGUUGAAACCCGUCUAAUUGUCCUUGAUCCAGUGGAGAAGCCCGUCCUGCAGAAAACUGAAGAGGUCGGCAAUGAUAAGUGUCAGAUUGUGCUGCAAUGCAUGGCAUCUAUAGAAAACUUAAAUGUCACUUUCUGGAAAUCUGGACUGCAAAUCGAGAAUGUCAACUUGAGUGUCAACAGUACCUCCUUGUAUCUUAACGGAUCCGACCCACGAACCUCAGGAAGGUAUUCUUGCCAACUUUCAAACCCCAUUAGCCACAGAAUGUCAGAUGAAGUCCAUGUUACAGAUAUUGGACAAUGUAAAAUACCCGGAUCUAAAUUCGGUUAUGUACUACCGAUGAUGAUGAUAGUACUGGGUAUCUUAGGUUUGUCAGGCUUCCUGCUUUGGCGCAUUUGUGUUUAUCUGAAAUCCAGAAAGAAACCAAUGAAGAACUUUCUGAAUAAUCUCGUACACGAACAUAAUUUAUCAAACGAUGUUGGAGUCAGUUCUGCUGAGAGUCCCUUCCUACCUACUGAAAGUCCACCAGUGCUCAGUAAUACUGGGGAUUCCAUGGUCAAUAAUGGAGGAGCACAUGAAGUUAUCCCUCUUGAUGAUUUAGGAGAAAUAGGACAGAGGUCUGCUGGAGACACCAUGGUCAAUGUCAGAGGACCACAUGAAGUUAUCCAUCUUGAUGGUUUAGGAGAAAUAGGACAGAGGUCUGCUGGAGACACCAUGGUCAAUGUCAGAGGACCACAUGAAGUUAUCCCUCUUGAUUAUUUAGGAGAAAUAGGACAGAGGUCUGCUGGAGACACCAUGGUCAAUGAGAGAGGACCACAUGAAGUUAUCCCUCUUGAUGAUUUAGGAGAAACAGGACAGAGGUCUGCUGGAGACACCAUGGUCAAUGUCAGAGGAGCACAUGAAGUUAUCCCUCUUGAUGAUUUAGGAGAAAUAGGACAGAGGUCUGCUGGAGACACCAUGGUCAAUGACAGAGGACCACAUGAAGUUAUCCCUCUUGAUGAUUUAGGAGAAAUAGGACAAAGGUCUGCUGGAGACCCUGUGGCUAAUGGAUGAUAUUUACUGAAAAGUUGUAGUGAUUUUAUUUUCAGGUCUAAAAUAGAUAGUGAUGUUCACUUGCCUUACGUGGUGAGGAUCCUUCUUACACUAUAAUGAAAUGGGUAUUAUAGGAAAGAAGAACAUCUUGGUGGAGACAAGAUAAUACAACAUUGCUAACAUUAUGGGAUGAACAUG